Molecule: messenger RNA, 7658 nt
Organism: Sander lucioperca (pikeperch)
Lineage: Eukaryota; Metazoa; Chordata; Actinopteri; Perciformes; Percidae
Product: DENN domain-containing protein 5B-like
Exons: 24
Coding region: 494-4561 (1355 amino acids)
Molecular function (GO): guanyl-nucleotide exchange factor activity; small GTPase binding
Source: RefSeq, a predicted model, not a curated record
UUUGUAUUGUGCCGCAGCUGCGUUUAUUUUGUAAAAUAAGAUUCAAACGUGACUCAGCCGGUCACUUAGGAGAGCGGACGGAUGAUAAUUGACCCUUUUUGUUCUAUCAUUACAUAAAAAGAAACUCAUUUGGCUUUCAGUGACAGUGACUGACUGAAUGGAGUAACCAGAGGACUAUAUUUGAAUAUCCCGCUCUGCCAGGCGAGUCCUCCGAGCUCCAACGAGGCGGAGAAUGAGAUUCACAACACUCUCCCGUCCAGCACAGGCAGUCUCGGCAGGUUCUGCUGGCACGGUUCACUGAAAGCGAACUAGCACUGGAACAACAUUAAAAGCAACUUCUUAAUACUAUAUACAGCUUUCAUUAACGCUAGGAGCCGAUACAGAAGAACAGUGUCGCCGAGUCUAGCAUUUAAUCCAGUUUCCCCUUUUUUUCACCCUGGAGAUGCGUCGCUUGGAGAACUAGUAGCGGACAGCGCCGCACAUCGAAGCCGGGAUGAGUGGGAGCUCCGCGGCGCCCUGCCGCUUCGCCCAUUACUUUGCUAUUUGUGGGAUAGACACGGAAACUGGACUGGAACCGGACGAAUUAGCAGCUUUGUACCAAUGGCUAGAAGCAGACCGCCAAGGCAGGGAUCCAGAUACUGCAGCCACAGGUGAAAACUUUGAGCAGAGCCCCCUGAAGAGGACGUUCAAGUCCAAAGUUUUGGCCCGCUACCCUCAGAACGUGGAGUGGAAUCCCUUCGAUCAGGAUGCUGUCAACAUGCUGUGUAUGCCUAAAGGCCUGUCGUUCAGGACGCAGGCAGACCAGCGUGAUCCACAGUUCCACUCCUUCAUCAUCACAAGGGAAGAUGGCUCUCGGACCUACGGCUUCGUUCACACCUUCUACGAGGAGGUGACCAGCCCACAGAUCUGCUCCGCCAUGCACACCCUCUACCAGAUGCACAACGCAGAGAGCACCCCUUCAUCCUCCUCCUCCUCCUCCAGCAUGGACUCCCUUGCCAGCAGUCUAGACGAGGCCGACUCCCCCACUUCCUCAUCUUCCUCCUCUCGCAGGGCGGGUGGCUACGACUCGUCGCGGGACACCCUCUACGUGUCCAAGGCCUUGUGUCUGAUCACGCCCAUGCCCUUCAUGCACGCCUGCCGGCGCUUCCUGUCUCAGCUGCACAGGGCUGUUACCGCAGACGUGGCCCCCCCGCUGCCACUGGAGAGCUACGUUCACAACAUCCUGUACGAGGUGCCGCUGCCCGCUCCGGGACGCUCGCUCAAGUUCCACGGCGUAUACGAGCCCAUCGUGUGCCAGAGGCCUGGGCUAGGGGAGCUGCAGCUGGCCGACUUCCCUCUCGCAGAGGCCUUUACUCUGCUCGGAGCGGAGAACCUUGUCCAGGUGUUCACCUGCACCCUGCUGGAGAUGCAGAUCCUUCUAUACUCACACGACUACCAGCGGUUGAUGACAGUGGCCGAGGGCAUCACCACCCUGCUGUUUCCCUUCCAGUGGCAGCAUGUCUACGUUCCCAUCCUGCCAGCCUCUCUCCUUCACUUCCUGGAUGCUCCUGUUCCCUACCUGAUGGGCCUGCAGUCAAAAGAGGGCACAGACCGCUCCAAACUGGAGCUUCCUCAGGAGGCCAACCUGUGUUUUGUAGACGUUGACAACCACUACAUCGAGCUUCCAGAGGACUUUCCACAGUUCCCCAAUAAGACCGAGUUAAUCCAGGAGCUCAGCGAGGUGCUGCUUAGCUUUGGCCUUUCUGCCAACACAGGGGCCCCACCACGGACCCGCACCAGUCCCGGCAGCACUCCCGGCAGCACCCCCUCCACCCCUGGUAGGGAGCGUAAGACUGUGGCUCUCCGGCAGCUGGAGGACGACGGCCGUAACGGAAACCUCGCAGUAGAGGAGCUGGCUGUGCUGGAGCUGCUGCAGGGAAACGCCACCCUGGAAAGACUGCAAGCGCUGACCAAACGCACCGGGGUGACAGUGGCCCGCGUGGACGCCCUGAGGGCCGGAGUCAAAGCUCAGGGCACAGAGGGGCAAGGAGGCCGGACAGCAGCUGAAGAGGAGGAGCUUAGGAACGCCAAGCUGAACGUCCAGCUGAGGGAGGUGUUCGCCAGCCGCUUCACCACCAUGUUUGCCGACUACGAAGCCUUUGUCAUCCAGAGCGCCCCGGACCUGGAGUCCUGGCUCACCAACAGGGAGCAGAUGCACAACUUCGACAAGGCCUCGUUCCUGUCUGACCAGCCAGAGCCCUACCUGCCCUUCCUCUCCCACUUCAUCGAGACACAGAUGUUUGCCACCUUCGUCGACAACAAGAUCAUGUCCCAGUGGGAGGAGAAGGAGCCGCUGCUCCGCGUCUUCGACGCUCGCAUCGACAAGGCCCGCCUCUACAACGUCCGCGCUCCCAGCCACCGAUCCUCCAGCUACCAGAGGUGCUCCAUCCUCAAGGAGUCAGCUCAGGCCAUUGAGCAGCGACUGAUGAAGAUCGACCACACCGCCAUACACCCACACCUGCUGGACAUGAAGAUCGGUCAGGGCAAAUACGCGCAGGGAUUCUUCCCCAAACUGCAGGCUGACGUGCUCAACGCGGGGCCGACCAAUAACAAGUGGUCUCAUAGGACGGCGACAGCUCAACGAAGGAAAGACCGUCACAGACAACAAACAGAGCAUCUGGCCCUCGACAACGACCUGAAAGAGCAGGUGGAGGGCUGUCUGGUCCUGCAGAACUCCAUGGCGUUUUGGGAGUGGGACAAAGCGUCCCCUCCGCCUAUCAAACCGCCUAAAAAAUCUGCUUCUGCGUCCUGCCUGAAAUACAUGCAGGAGGCCCGCAGCCUGGGGAAGAACCUUCGACAGCCCAAACUGUCUGAUCUGUCUCCCGCCGUCAUCGCCCAGACCAACUGGAAGUUUGUGGAGGGGCUGCUCAAGGAGUGUCGCAUGAAGACAAAGCGUAUGCUGGUGGAGAAGAUGGGCCGGGAGGCGGUGGAGCUGGGCCAUGGUGAGGCUAACAUCACGGGACUGGAGGAGAACACUCUGAUCGCCAGCCUGUGUGACCUGCUGGAGAGGAUCUGGAGCCAUGGGCUGCAGGUCAAACAGGGGAAGUCGGCCCUCUGGUCCCACCUUCUGCACUACCAAGCCCGAGAGGAGAAGCUGGAGCAGCAGCAGCAGGCAGAGUCGCCAGUGUCACAAGUUCCUGAGAGGAGGAAGUCUGACUGUUUCUUAGCGAUGCCGUCUCUACGUGUGUUUCUCAUACAGGAUAUGAGGCAUAUCCAGAGUAUGUCAGAGAUAAAGACAGAUGUGGGACGAGCGAGGGCCUGGAUCCGUCUGUCCCUCGAGAAGAAGCUGCUCUCUCAACACCUCAAACAGCUGCUGUCUCGACAAGCCUUAACUAAGAAGCUGUAUAAGCGCUAUGCCUUCCUGCGCUGUGAGGAGGAGAAGGAGCAGUUCCUCUUCCACCUGCUCUCUCUCAACGCUGUCGACUACUUCUGCUUCACCAGCGUCUUCACCACCAUCAUGAUCCCGUAUCGAGUCGUCAUUAUUCCCAUCAAGAAGCUGAGCAACGCCAUGACCACCUCCAACCCCUGGGUGUGUGUGUCAGGAGAGCUGGGAGACUCGGGCAUCAUGCAGAUCCCCAAGAAUGUCCUGGAGAUGACCUUUGAUUCUGCUUUCAGGCCUCACACGCACAUCUCCGCCUUGUUCAAGUGUCAGAACCUGGGGAAGCUGACCACGGUGCAGCUGGGUCAUGAUAACGCUGGCCUCCUGGCUAAAUGGCUGGUGGACUGUGUGAUGGUGCGCAAUGAGAUCACAGGACACACCUACAGGUUCCCAUGUGGCCGGUGGCUUGGUAAGGGCGUGGACGACGGCAGCUUGGAGAGGGUCCUGAUCGGUGAGCUGGUGGUGCCCAGCGGAGAGGAGGAUUCCGGGAGAGGCUGUCGUACACCCCCGCUGCAGCGCUCACCAUCCCAGACCAGACGCAUCAGCAUCACGUCACUGUCUGGAAGAGGAUACAAACCAACUUCAGCCCAAAUCCAAGAAGCCAUUGGGGAGUCUGUGAACAACAUCAUCAAACACUUCCACAAGCCAGAGAAAGAGAGAGGCAGCCUGACUGUCCUGCUGUGUGGAGAGAACAGUUUGGUGGCGGCUCUAGAACAGUUCUUCCAUCAUGGCUUCAAGUCAGCCCGGCUCUUCCAGAAGACUGUGUUUGUGUGGGACUUUGUGGAGAAGGCCGUUGCCUACAUGGAGUCAGCGGACCAGAUGGGAGACCUUCAGGAGACCGCGGAGCCCCUGGGGAUGACCUGUCAAUCACUCUGUCACUACGUCAACUCCAUCAACUCCACCCCCAGGAACAUCGGCAAGGAUGGGAAGUUCCAGCUGCUGGUCUGCCUCGGAGCCAGAGACCGCCUGCUGCCCCAGUGGCUCCCCCUGUUGGUGGAGUGUCCGCUGAUCUUGCGGAUGUACGAGGACACGGCCCUGCUCCGAGACCGCUCCACUGUCAGCACCCUCAUCGGGGUCCUGGAGACGAUCCAUGACUUCCCCAUCACACUGGAAGCCUCGCUGGUCAAAGGCAUCGACCUUUAGCCCCAGGAGAGACCACCGGGGCUGCCCCCCUCAGCUCUACAUUCUCCUCUAAAACUUCCCCCACCCUUCCAUUGGCUCUGGGGUUGGACAUGUGACCAGGGAAGGAGGAAGUGAGAGACAAGUAAUGAAAACUGAAGAGACAUUUGGUUACCAAAGCAAUGCUUUGUGUGGGAAGGCAAGGCUUUGGUUCAGGAUGCAGUAUUAUUACCCCCAAAGACCCUUUUUAAUUCAAUUACAACCAGUGCUUAAUCGUGUUUUAUUUCAUGAACUAUGCUGUAAAUCCCAAUUACUUGACAUUACUGUGUACACAUUUCUAGAACAUACUAUUCGUUUCAGGUUAAUUGCAUUUCAGGCAGCCAUUGCGUUCACUACGUACUAACGUAAAGCUUGCUGUAAGCCAGCAUAGUAUUUUAUAUAUUUCUUAGUAAGUUCAUGAAAAGACCCAAACCAACAAUGUGUUAGGCUCUCAGCUCCAAGCCCAUUUCCUACCAAAGAUGUACAUCUUUAAAAACAGCUUGCAAAUAUAUAGUUUAAGUAUUUUUUUUUAAAGCUCAGUAAUUUCCUAAAACAGCUUGUCACUGUAGUUUUAUCAAACAUGACUCAAACUAAAGGAAAUUAAUCCACAUUUGGUGCUCUGGUGAGUAUUUGUGGUACAGGUAAUGAAGGAACAUGUCACCCAGGGCAACAGUGUGGCUCACAGGUGUGUUUUAAUAUUUUUUGGACAACAAUGGAGCUCUAUGGCACAGAGAUAGAAGAUAUAUCAAAUACUUUAGUUAGUAGGAUCAAUCCAUUGUUGGGUUGGGUUUUUUCAUGGGGUUUGAUGACUACAAGGAAAAUAUAAAAUAUCAACAGACUUAUUCUUUAAAAUACACCAACGUGUAAUGCUAAUAUAAUUUAACAAAAAAAUAAGAACAAGCUUAUGUUUCAUAGUGAAAUGAACUGAAACAGUGGCUGCUUGGAGGGAAGAAAAUCAACCUAAAAAAUGUUAAGUAUGCUUGGAAAAUUGCUGACAGUAAUAUACAGUACACUGAUAUAUGGGGUGAAAUAUUGCAAUACCACUAGUGUGUUUCUUUGAGAUUUUAGUAGCAGCAGCUGCAGAUGUUUUCCUGUGUGCUAGCUGUGUAGCUUAGCCUGCUUUCGGUAGGUACAACUAGAUAAACUGGUAGAUUCCCUUUCCUCGCCUGCCGUCCUCACACUCUAGUUAGGAUUAGCAUUAGCUAGCAUGUCUAGGUGAUGAGACCUCAGGAAGAGACUGUGAGCGAUCAGUGACACACUGGAACGAGGGUUAUGAUGAAGAGGCUGAUGAAGUUCUGUUCUGCAUCUACUUACUUUCACACAGUGCAGUGUUAUGGAGUCACCACUUCUCCAUGCCUCUCUGUCUUUAAAUCUGCUGGACUCGUGUUGGCGUGGAACCUGUGGCUUCAUAGACAUUCCUACUGUGUGUGUGUGUGUGUGUGUGUGUGUGUGUGUGUGUGUGUGUGUGCGCGUGCGCGCGCGUGCGUGCGUGCGUAAAAUGUUAAACUAAAUAAACCAAAUUCAAAGUCCACGUACUAGCUUUCUCCGGAGCUUUCAACAACAUUGUGUAAAAAGAAUUAGUAAGUGGACCUUGAGUUAAGAUUAUUUUGUCAAAUUUCUAUUUCCAAGGUCAUAAAAGGAACUUUUACGCAAGCAAGCAAUAGUUCCUUUUUCUAAAUGAAUGUAGUAUCACUGGAAUAAAAAUGCUAACUGUAGAGAGUUUGGAGUGAAUCAGCCACUUGCAGUUUGGUCUACUUGUAAAAACACGUUGAGUGAAUCCUUCCAUUGAUCUAAUUUCAGUAUUAUAAUGCACAAAUCAUGUCACACUUAACACAUCGUCCACUUUCUGACUUGUCUACUCAAACAGGAAAGAAUAGUGCAUUUGUUGGGGAAUAUUUUCAGCGGUGGAUUAAUACACAGUUGGCAUUUACUGCACUUAGACCUGUUUUUUCCUUGUGUUAUUGUUGGCACAUGGCCAUAUAUUGUUGGUUUAGGCCUUUUAAAUGGGAUUUGUUGACAAUAUGAAAAAUAUAGAAUAUUAGCCUUGUCCUUUUUAAAUUGAUCCAUUAGAUAUCAGUGCGUGAUGUUACAAGCUACCUGUCAACUUUCAGUUCCCAUAUUACAUGAAUGCAACAUGACCUCUGUCAUAAAGGGAGGAACACGAUCUGCAUAUUGUUUCUACUUUAGCAGCAGCCGACAGAAGAGAUGGGUGGAAACUCUCAAUAACUAUUUUUCUUCGGACGGAUUUUUUUUUUCACCGUCAUAUAACUUGCAUGAGAGAUUUUGCCGCUGUUGCUACUUACCGCCGUCUGGAUGAAUCCGUUCUGAUGGUGUAAAUAUUCUCAUUAGUGCAUGUUGUCUUUAGACGGAGCUGUAUUUAUCGUGACCCUCUCUAAUGAAUUCUGGAUGGAAGAUGAGUUUUGAGGAAACAAAAAGUGGACAUCUUUGCAAACCCAGAUCCCUGUAGUAUUCGCUGUCUCCAGUAUUAAGUCUGUGAAGGCCUGUAAUGGUUUGUUUGGAAUGUCUUGAUUUCACGUAUUUAUUUUUUUAAUUUAAUGUUAAUCCAUUGCAAGCUGACAGCAGCACUGGUAUUUUAAGGUUCAUAAAGCCUGUGGAAUAACUGGAAACGUGUAUGUGUUUAAAGCAGUAACCACUAUUUCUUUCUCAUGUGUUUUUUAACCCUGUGUUCUCUUGCUGCUGUGCCCCUAAUGCCUCACCUACAGGACUAUCCACAGUUCCAAAGCACAAUAACAAAUUCCUCUGUCUCGUCCUGGAUUUGUUUGUGUACAAACUCUUUGCUGAUACAGGGCAGAUUUCUGGUGGAAUAGAAUUGAGAUUCCUUCGUAGACUACUGCACACUUUGCUUAAGUUACAACCCUAAACACGUCGUGUGACGAGUCGUAUUAAACCCGAGUGGAUCUGCUUAAAUGGGAAACAGCCAUGAGAGCAGUGACUGUGCAUCCUGGUCGUACCAAGAAUGCCAACGGACAACUAGUGUCAUGCCUGUGUUCUGACUGACUUCUUUGUUCUGAUAUUUAUUAUGCCUAUUUCAAUAAAAACACCCAGUGUGUUAAAGCUGUCA